CUCUUGUUUCAGUGCAAAUCUGUAAACGAGUUAAUCCCGGAUUAACGAGAGGUGUUUGUGUUUAAGUGACUGACUGAGUGCACAGUCGAUGCUACAUGUGAUUUCAGCCGACAUGGCCGGAAGCAAAAUUAGAGCGAACAUGAACCCCAUGAAACACUGCACCAGAUUCUUGUUCUUCGCUGCGACGCUGAUUCUUCUCCAUUCCGUUUUGCCUACUGUGACGUCACCGGUGAGCGGAGAACUGCACUCGUUCCCUUACCACCUCAAGGAUGUUUUUCUCUUCGACAAGGAGGUAGCUGAGGUUCUGAGACAUAUUGUUCCACCCACGCCUGAGUCCGAGAGAUACCUCGAGUCCUACGCCGGGAUGACACUGGACGCGAUGGGAGUGGGCGGAGAUGUACUCAACGAGGCAAUUUUGGGAAACCCUUUGCACGUGUACGCCCUCAUCAAGCGCUUGGUUCUCUACUGGCCUCGCCUUCAGGAUGUCGUUUACAAUACUACCAAGGCCAAAGAGGUAUGUCACGAUAAGAUUCAGAAAUGCGACGAAUGGAUAAAUGAGAAAGGCUGUGACGCGAAACACGUGGACAAAAUCUGCCCCUACUCCUGCGGGUUCUGUCAAAUUAAUGAAAGCAACCCAGCCCUGAAAGCAGCGGAAAGCAGGACUGUGCUGCCGUCGAGAUCAGAUCUGGACGGAGCGGCGCAGUCGCUGGCCCUCCUGCAGCGAGUGUACCUGCUGCCCAUGGAACACCUGCUCAACGGGAGGAUUCUGGACACCGACUCAAGCGUUAGGCUGACCACGUGGGAUAUCUUGCGCGUGGCCAGAGCAAGUGCGGACGCUGGACGCUGGGUGAACGCUUGGCUGUGGUAUGACGAGGCUCAUUCAGCCUUCCCAGACCCCGACGCCCAAGAUCAUGUGGCUGACUUGCUUGAGUUCAUAGAAUACCAGCACGAUCUGAACUGGCGGGACGACGUCGGCUGGAAGAAGGAUGACAACCAGUUCCUCUUCCUGUUUUCAGCUGUUCCGCGACAGAAACCCGCGACUUGUGUCUACUCCGACCUCUGCCGUGGAGAUAGGUCUAAGCUACGAAAACAAAUCCCUUCAGGAGCGCCCCAGUGCCACGUCUCCUCCCGUGGCUCGCCCUUCCUGGUACUGCAGCCCGUCAAGUGGGAGUACCUGAGUCACAACCCGGAGAUGGUCGUCUUCCCGAACUUCUUGUCGGACGAAGAAGUCCGGAUCAUUAUUUACUUGUCACGUGACCAUAUGACGAAGGAUCUGGGAAGCGGAGGGCGGCAGUCGCACCAAGUGUUCCUAGCCAAUAGUACACACCCUUUACUCGCUCGUCUUUCGCGCAGGAUCGAGGAUGUAACGGGCCUUCUCGCGCACGAAGGAGCGACCGGCGAGGAGAGUGCGGGAGAUCCUAUCAAGGUCCGUUACUACGGCACAGGGGGUCAUCUGAAUCCCCACGUCGACGUCUUCGCCAAACACGUGAACUCGACGUGUGACGAUAACCCGAUAUGCUCGAGGGCUGGGGAUCGCAUUGCUACCUUUAUGCUUUACCUCAACGACGUAAAAGCUGGCGGAAGUACAGCCUUCUACACCAGUGACGUGGUCGUAACACCAAAAACGGGCACGGGUGUCUUCUGGUACAAUCUGAAGAAGAACGGCGAGUACGACCGCAGAAUGGACCAUGGAGGAUGCCCGGUUCUGCUGGGGUCCAAAUGGGUCGCCGUGAAGUGGAUCCGGGAGAACGCUAACUUCCUUCGGCGUCCGUGCUCGACAGACCCAGAAGAAUGAUACUAAGGAACACUGCGUAUUUCAUCUCUUGCCUUACCUAUGACAUUUCGUAUCUUCUCCAACUUUUAAUUAACAGGUUUCGUAUGGCGAAAUAAAAGUUGUUAAGAAAUCGU
Molecule: messenger RNA, 1908 nt
Organism: Penaeus monodon (black tiger shrimp)
Lineage: Eukaryota; Metazoa; Arthropoda; Malacostraca; Decapoda; Penaeidae
Product: prolyl 4-hydroxylase subunit alpha-3-like
Exons: 13
Coding region: 89-1795 (568 amino acids)
Biological process (GO): peptidyl-proline hydroxylation to 4-hydroxy-L-proline
Cellular component (GO): endoplasmic reticulum
Molecular function (GO): procollagen-proline 4-dioxygenase activity; iron ion binding; L-ascorbic acid binding
Source: RefSeq, a predicted model, not a curated record